Messenger RNA from Ostrinia nubilalis (European corn borer), 5038 nucleotides. Its product is annotated as myotubularin-related protein 10-B. Lineage: Eukaryota; Metazoa; Arthropoda; Insecta; Lepidoptera; Crambidae. Gene Ontology annotation, molecular function: phosphatidylinositol-3-phosphate phosphatase activity. Gene Ontology annotation, biological process: phosphatidylinositol dephosphorylation. The transcript is spliced from 12 exons. The record is from RefSeq and is a predicted model, not a curated record. The coding region runs from base 371 to 2398 and encodes 675 amino acids. Gene Ontology annotation, cellular component: membrane; cytoplasm.
UUUUCUAAGUUUCAUUGCGGAGUUGGGACUUGGGUCAUAAAUUUUGUGUAAAAUUUAUGUUUAUUCCAUCAGUAUCCAUAAAUAUUCGGGCUAUUUUAUAAUAAAUGAUGUGAUGUUCGAUGUUUAACGUUCAUAUAAUGGCCAUAGAAACGUUAUGUUGGUGCUGAUAUCCGUGUGAAAAGUUGUAACUGUGUUGGAAUGAUUGUUAUCAUAUUUAGAUGUAUUUUCAACAAAUCAUGUGGAUUUUAUAUAAUUUAAUUAUGUAUCAUACCCUAUUACACUUAAUUUAGUGUUCAUUAAGGCUUCUUUGUGUAAAUAGAAGCGUAACAAGACUGAAUUUCGUCGACCCAGUAACGCAUAGUAGGCUACAAUGAAUGAGAAAAAAAGGCUAGUGCAGAAUUUCAAGAGUUACAUCAACGUAUCACCUAAGAAUAAUGGGGAAAAGAAUGGAUCACUCCAAGAAGUAAAACCAAAGUUAUUAAAUGGCGAGCUGAUAGUGGGCGCGGCGCACAGCGUGAUCAUGCUGACGCCGCUCAGCGAGUGGGACCAGGGCCGGUUCGGGUCGCUGUUCGUCACCAACUACAAGCUGUCCUUCGUACCGCUGGAGAGCUCGCCCAACGAUGAGUACUGCCAGCGUAACUUCCUGCUCGGCACAUACGAUGUGCCGCUCACAGCUGUAGGCGCCGUGUGGCUCACGGACGGCGGCCCUUCGAAGCGCCGGCGGCUCAUGCCCUACGGGGAUAUGCCGGGCAAAGUCAAGGGGCUGCAGAUUGUGUGCAAGAACAUGAAAGUCCUACUCUUCAGCUUCGUCAACUCCCCCAUAGACAACGGCCGCAAAGUGGCCAUGGCGCUAAUGCACCACGCCUUCCCCAAACGGCACGAUCUCCUCUUCGCGUACGAGUACAAAGAGCCAUACUACCCCACCCUCCCCAACGACUUAAAUAUGUUCCAAAGACCGAGCGACUGGAAGAGAGAGCUGGAAAGAUGCGAAUGCGUUCAUUGGAGGAUUACUUGUAUAAAUGGGACUUCGGAUGCGUUCAUGUUGACGGCUGGGGAGACGUUGAUAGUGCCCAGUUCGGUGUUAGAUUAUAACCUCAUGGAGACUGCAAGGCAUUUUAGGUCGGGCAGAGUGCCCGUUUGGGUUUGGGGAAGGCCCGAGGGUGCAGCGUUGUUGCGAAGCGGGGAAUUACUGCAGACUGAACAGUCGGCUUCGACGGAGAGCGUGCUUUUGGAACAAGUCAGAAGAUCUCACCCGAAGCUGACGCCGCCCUACGUCAUAUACCUGUGCGGCAACUCGUAUUCCAACAAUACGAGCGCCGUGCUGCCCCCAUUAGCCACGCUGCAGUCUUCCUACAAAAAACUAGUCGAGUUGUGCACGCCUACAACGCUGUCGGCGUUUUGGAUGCAAGACUCGCAAUACUACACGUACCUGGAGUCGAGCCGGUGGCUGCGCUACGUGGCCAACUGCCUCGCGUUCGCCAACGACGCGGCUGCGCAUCUAGCUGACAAUGUCACCACAGUGUUACAAGAAGGCGAUGGCGUGGACUACUGCGCGGUGGUGUCGUGCCUGACGCAGCUGCUGCUGGACCCGCACUGCCGCAGCAUCGCCGGCUUCCAGUCGCUCGUGCAGAAGGAGUGGCUCGCGCUCGGACACCCCUUCUGCGACAGGCUUGGGCUCCCUCGUCCCGGCAGUCCCAAAGAGAGCAAAGAAACCAGCGCGGCGCAGACUGCUCCAGUAUUCCUUCUGUUCCUGGACUGCGUGUGGCAGCUGACGCAACAGUUCCCGGCAGCCUUUGCCUUCAGCGAGACGUAUCUGACCACGCUGUGGGACUGCGUGCAUAAUCAUCUGUUUGACACGUUCCUGUUUAACUGCCCUAGGGAUAGGGAGCUGGCUGUUGGCAAGAGCCUGAUCCAGCGGCCGGUGUGGGACUGGGGCGAGCAGUUUUCGGACGCGGACCGCGCGCUAUUCCACAACCCGCUGUAUGGAGUUUCUUCGCUUGCUGCGCCCGCGCACAGGAUGGCUGGUGCGUCACAGCCGUCGCGGCUAGACAGGUUGGAGCCGUGCUGCUGCGUGGCGGGCGUGGAGCUGUGGGCCGUGUGCUACGAGCGCUGGCUCGCGCCGCUCGACGUGCCCGGCCAGGGCGCCGUGCAGGCGCACGUCAGGCACGCCAGCACACGCCACCAGAUCAACCAGCUAACCGAGAAGCUGAAUUCCCUCUCGAUCCUCAACAACCGACAAUCAGUAUCAGAAGAGGCGGCGCCGUCGCCUCCUCCACUAGUGCCACGAUUCUUUCCCUUCAGCGUGGGGCGCUCCGCCCUGCCUGCCGCGCCGCCCGCCUCUGCCUUCGACGCGGGACAAUUGUUGGACUCGCAGUCGCUGCUGAACGCGCCCGAUUAACAUGUAAAGGGAGGUGAGAUGAUAAAUCAAUGGCGGUUUGACGGGUGGGAGUAGCUUGACUGGAAAUAUAAAUAAAAAGUAUUUAUUUGACAUGAACACAGGAAAUUACAAAUGAACAAAGAUAGGUGAGAUUGGAUGCCGGUAAUUUAUGAGUUCUGAAAAUAUUAGCUGUCUUAAAUUGAUCAGUUGUUGUUUUUUGAUCAGUUCCAAAAAUGUUAACUGCGAGUAAGUCAUAAUAAUGUCUUGAGCAAAAUGGAUGGCAAAUAGGAAAUAUUUGGUUUGGUUAGGUUUAAUUUUCACCAGCCAAACUUUAUAGCACUUUUGUGUUGGCGAAACACUAGCAAUUGAUUCAUCCAUUAACGUGUAAACAGUUCUAGAAAUGUUAGAGUGAUACUACAUUUCUGGAGUUGAUUUGCUAUCAAGUACGUAGUUGACAUUUUUGGAACUCUAUUAUCUUGCGAAGUUGCGAUAGUUAACUAAUUUUGGAAAUCUUAAUCCAUGGUCAAGUUCUAACUUUCACCAGCCAAAUCCAGUAGUAGUAUUUUUGUCACGAUGCUAAAUAACUUUAGUUGUGAUUUCGUCAUAAACUGUUUCGAUGUAUAAAUCUUUUAAACGAUUGUGUUGUGCUCUUUUAGUUAGGUCUUCUCUAGCUAGAUAAAGUACUGGCGACACAAUAUGCGUUCAGUGAGAUACGUAAAUGGCUUACACGCCAUUCAAUAUUACGUAAAUGUAUCAACAUUUUACAUAACGGGCCUACGGGAGCUCCUUGCGACACACCCUAUUAGUUGUCCCGUUAUUAAAAAGCGAAAUACUUCCAUUUUAAACUAUAAAAGAUGUUUUCCUGCUUGAUAAUUAUACAUAUUAGUAUUUGACUAUACAUGGCGAAUAAUUGCCCGUGCACUAGUUAAUGCAUUUUCAGUUUUGUAAGAUUUUUAUGAAUAAUUCAGUCUUUCUGAAAAUAUUUUCACAUUAUAUUUAUGUAAAAAAAUAGCCUUUAUUUAUAAGAUGUACAUAUAUUAGAAAUAGUAAUUGCUUGAUUGUAAAACGAACAUUUUAAAUAGUAAGUUAUUUUUAGUAAGUUAUAUUUAAAAGGAAUUGAUUCAAUAUAUUCCGUAGAACAAAGUAGUGAUAUUUUUUUAUAAAUAUGUAUGUAUUGUAAAUUCUAUGAAAAUAGUACAUGGUAUAACCAUUUAUUUUUUCUAAGACGGAGUAAAUUAUUUUUUAAAAUCGAAGUAUAAUUUUAACAAUUGAAGGUAUUUCUAAAAGCCAUUCCAGUAGAAACUAAAAAUGAUUUGAAAGAAAAUUUAAUAAAUAUUGCGUAUUUGAAUGAGCUAUAAUUUAAUUAGUAGAAAAACCUUCCUUUAGCAUGUGUAAUGUAAAUCUGGAUACCUAGUUACCAAUACGGUAAUAAUGUUUGUGUGUGUAUUAAAGUUUAUGGUCACAAUUUACUCUACGUAGCUUAUGACAUACGACCACAUAGAAUCAUAGGCGGUAUACCAUGUAAUUGAUCCCAAUCUAUUCUGUUACCACUACUUCUAAUGUUGUAUUUAUUUCCUUUGUACAGAUACCAAAAUCAGUAAGUUAUUUUAAUUGUUGUUGUAAAUAUGGCAGCUCCAAGUUAUUCACGUUUUAUUGUUCUUCGUAACUGAUAUUUAUACAGAUUUUAGCACCAUUUUGUAUUUCAUAUCGCGUCGUUUAUAUUGCAAUGCAAAUAGUUUAUAUCUUUGUUUUAUAACUUCAAGUUAUUACGUGUCUUGGAACACACGAGGACUGAUAAAAUAAAGAUAAGUGGGUGUAAAAAGUUUUCAUUAGUAAAGUAGGAUUACAUUUCUUGUCUACUUCGGUUUGUUGAGCUUCCUCUCCACGGUAUGAGCUACAAAUUACUCCAUGAUCUACUUACAAAAUUUCAUGUUGGCAAAAAUAGCGUCUUGACGAUUAUUUGGUUCAGGAUUUUAUUUUCAAGAAUUGUAACCGUUAUUGCCUUAGUGUGACUGAGAAACUAGUAAAUUAGGUAGUUUUUUCUUGACAUAAAUAACUAAAUUCCGCAUGCCGAUAUUUAGACUAAAUCUGCCUAAAGUACACGCAGUAAUUUCUUCCAGUCUUGAUCUUGGUUGUAUUUUCUCUAAUCUAGAAGUUUGUUUAGACAAAUAUUUUACCUAGCAAGAUAAAAUGCCCCAAACCAGAAGCUAACCAUUGUCGUACUAAAGUAUUAAACCACUCAUUUAUUUUAACUCGCCCAAUACGUUUUGAUAUAAAUAUCUUUCAACUACCCGCCAUUGGACGAAUUGAAAUAACUGAGUGAAUUGUUGACUUGUUACGUUUAGUGUAUAGUGUAAUAUUGUAAGAGUAAGUCAAUUGUAAUUAUUAUAUUGGUUUAAUAAUAAUUUUACGAACUGUUAUAUGAUUAAUAUAUACAAGCGAAGGUAUGCUUUUGUGACUAAUAUCAUUCGUCUCAGCCAUGGUAAUUUGUCGUGCCAUCCCAUUGAAUAGGAUGUCGGUUAUGUCCAGUCUAGGAUCCCAGUGUUAAUGGCGUAGUCCCAGUUCCACCCACGUAGCGUCUCAAUGCCUGUUGUUAAGUGUACCUGACAACGUGAAAUGCAAAAUGUUCAAACAUGAGAAAUAAAUGCGGUAUUAUUGAAA